AUGAUUAUGCUGCCAGAAGUGCUCGACAUCGAAUGUCGCGAACGUGGCCUCAAAGUCUUGAUUGAGGGGAUCAACACCCAGACCAUUUGGAUGCACUUCACAGAAGAGAACAUCAACUGGUUCAAGAACGAGCUGGAUGCAGAGGAAGCGAAGCCUCGGGUGGCACGACGAUCCAGCAGCAAGAAGCGAGCCCGGGGUCACAGGAGCGACGAGGAGGCCGAGGACGGCGAGGUUGAUGGGGAACAGAAGGACGAAGACUGUUGA
Molecule: messenger RNA, 264 nt
Organism: Symbiodinium sp. CCMP2592
Lineage: Eukaryota; Dinophyceae; Suessiales; Symbiodiniaceae
Source: the annotation of a GenBank genome assembly